UCCGACGGUGCUUCUCUCUCCACUCUCAGUCCCGAGAGCGGAGUCAGAGAGGCGGGAGAGCGCACUCGAAGCUCGUACGCUCGUACGCUCGCUCGCUCGUUCGCUCGCUCGCGUUCCGCUUCGCGUUCGUUCCCCGACGUUUCGUUCGCGUUCCGUGCUCCUUCACGUUGACGACGCGACCGAGGGUGUUGUGGAAUCCGCGCUUCUCGGCAGCAUCCGCUGAGUACCAAAGUGCGUCGAAUGAUGCUCGCCCUUCGCGCUGUGCUAGGGGCGGACUGAUCUCAUCUUCGCGAGGGAAAGAUCGCUCUCGCGCGCAUGCUGCGCGUGUCUGCCUCCCGAUUUCUCGGUGCCGGAGCAUAGUGUUGUCGGCGCUCCCGCAAGGAUAUUCCAGCGGUAUCCUGUGAAGUGUCGAUUCGCGGCGGGGUGGUGCACGACGAAGAGAUGCGCGACGAGGGCAAGUCGGCAGCAUCCGGUUUUGUUUUCGCGGCGGAACCGCAGCUUCCUCGCGCGGCGGUGCUGCAUCGUCGACGCUGAAAUCCGCGUGUGCGCUUGUAGUCGGCACGCACGACGCGGUGGUAGUGGUGGUGGUGGUGGUGACGGUGGCGGUGGCGGUGGCGGUCCUCGAGCGCGGACUCUUUCGCGCGGAUGACAGCUGGACGUUUUCGCCGCGAGGGUGACAGUGAGAUCCUCGAGCUCAGUUGAGCUGAGAAGAGACGAGUCUCUCUCUUCGCCGAGAGUUCGAGAUCGUCGGUGAUAUCCGACGAGGACACUACUACUGUGCGAUACGGGUGGUGAUCGGUAGUGAUGCCGUGAUGGGCCGCGGCUCGAGAUCGUUCUUCCCGACCACGCUCCUCCUCGUGGCUGGAUUACUGUCGAUUGUGCUGCACGCCGAGAUAUCUUGCGCGACACGCUUAAGACAGCGCCCCGGACCUACGGAUUCUCCGAGAGGAGGCUCCGUGAACGAGGCUGGUGUUUUUGCGCUGCGAGGCAGGCAAGAGGGCAGCCGGCGUGCCAGACGUACCACCACCAGCACGACGAGCACAACGACGUCCAGCUCGACGUUGAUACCCUUACCUGACGAAGUAGUGCAACCCGCGGCCCUUUUGGCCCCUGAAGAGGAGUCAUGGUCUACCAGCUCUUCCACCACGGCCAACAUCGCUCUAUCCUCGGACAUGGCCGAUACGUCGUCCAAUCCGCCGCUGGAGCUUGUAGUGAAGCCUCAUAGUAAAGUCAUCUUACCCUGCGAACUGGAUGGGAAUUACUCGAGAUUACUGCUGCCAGCGGCGAGAAGUUACAGAAUACGACCGCCGACGUGGCUGCACGAGGGUAGUCCGGUGGAUAUGAUCACGAUAGACACGAGAACGGAAAUGAGCGGAACUGGGCAUCGAUACAUCGGUGAUUCGACAACCGCGGCGUUGCACAUAGACAACGUCAGAUUAGAAGACGACGGUGUGUGGGCCUGCACCCUGGAGAAUGACCAGGGGAAGAUCCUCUUUGGCAAACCGGUCAAGCUAGUCGUCCUCGAGGCACCUCGUGGGACGUAUCUGCUGAUAGAUGGCCGCCGGCUGGAUCCCGGAAACCAGUUUGUGCCGGUGAAGGAGGGCUCGGAGCUCACUCUCGAGUGCGCGGCCGAGGGUGGAAACCCACCGCCCGUCUUGGCGUGGGGCAUGACCCUGUCUCAAGCCACUUUAGACGGCCCGGAACAACCGCCAGACAACCUCACUGUGUUGCCCUCGACAUCCGGCAGGCGCAGCGGGGCUCACCUAAAGGUCUUGAGGGGACAUCACAACGCCACCAUCGUUUGUGUCGCGCGCCACAUUACGCUGAUGAUACCGAUGAACGCCAGUAUUCUGCUCGACGUCCAAUAUACUCCAUCGUUCGCGAUAACGCGUUUACCUGGUUUUGGAAUUCCGAUCGUCGAGGGGAUGUCUGUCAGCCUGAAAUGCGAGGUAGACAGCAAUCCAGCCAGUACUCCAAUUUGGCAGCGUGACAAUGGACCGCCGCCCGUGGAGCAGAGCGAUGACGGAUGGUUGAACUUCACAAAAAUCACUCGGGCCGAGAGCGGCUGGUACAAGUGUUACACGCGGCAUAUGCUCGGCAUUUUCACCAGCAUCGGAUAUUUUCUCAAUGUUCGCUAUGAUCCAGAUAUGGAGACUGAGGCGGAAGCUUUGAACGGCGAGGCGACUGAUACCCGAAGAAUGGAGGUACAGAUUGGCGGUGCCGUGACCCUCGAGUGCGACGGCGGUUGUUGGGGCCACGGGCCUGGAAUGGAUCCGGUUGGUGGGCCCGGGCCCCUCGCCUUGAGCCGGGUGGUGUACCAGGAAGCCGGGGAGUAUCGAUGCGUUGCGCCUGAUCGGAAAAUGCAAGACACGUGGCGAGCUCAGUUACCCUAUCACAUCAAGGUUACCGGACCACCCAUGGUUCAUCCGUCGAGUCAAAUGGUGACGGCGAACGAGGGCGAGCCCCUGGACAUCAUCGUCGAGUUCUGCGCCCGGCCGAGCUACACGAAGGUUCUCUGGGCAUCGGAGAAGCAUGUGUAUACACCGGAUGCGCCCUCCCGCGACGGGGUUCAAGUCCUCGCAAUCGAGGACGGCGGCACGGAAUCGUGUUACAGGACGACUCUGCGUUUCGAGACGAUUCAGGCGUCCCACUCGGGAGAAUGGUUGCUGCUGAUCCGCUCGUCGGAAGGGACCACCGCCGCUUCCGUUCUACUCAACGUGACGCGCGCUUCCGGCUACAGCAGUGCCCACAUCCGAUCGGCGAGUAUCACGUACCUUCUGCUCUGCCUGACCCUGCAGGCGAUCUUGCGGGAACACCGUCGCUGAGGCGACCGCCCGAUGGAGAUUUAGGGGGAAGAAACUUUGGCAAAAUUCCUAGCGAUACGCGGAAAGGUUAGCAACGUCAGCUUUCCGAAUGAGCUUCCCCCAACGGGAGGAAGGGGGAAGCUUCUCUGUACAUAAUAUCGAAAUUCUUUCACCGAAAGAAUUUCCCCCGCGCGCGAUUCUCGCGUCAACGAGACGCACAAUUUGCCCGACGUGCCGCGGUGAACACGGAACACUCGUCACGUGUCACCGGCAUUGUACGGAAUACAAUGAAACACGAAUGAAAGCUCCGCCGGCGCGCCUUCGGCGCGGAUUAUUACGGCCUUGGUGUUCCUCCGUGGAGAGUCCUCUUGUUCCACUCCGGAACGCAAUUUUCAAAGACGCGUUUACGAAUUGUACGAUCGCGCGAGAGCGCUGCUACGGGACCGCUGCCGUCGUUGUCGUGCGAGAUCUUAGGCAAUUAAGUUCGCGCGUCCGCAUGCGAACGAGACCCCCGUGCGAUCGGAAUACGAUUAAAAUUCGAUUUCUCUGGCCUUAUAUGUGAGAAUAGCGGAGAGGAGAGGAGAGGAAGAGAGAAGGGAAAGGAGAAGAUCGCGCGGGCGACGGGAUACGUAUUUAUAUAGAGUGAAAAUCUGCAAGCUACGAAUCCGACAGUCGCGCGAUACGCUAUACGACACAUGUGUAUAUACUUGUAUAGAUAAUAAAUAAAUAAGCCGGUGUUUGCGAGUGUGGAACGGUGUUCCCGCGUGUAGGGAUAAGAACGAAACGGAGACCAAUUCUUUUUUCUUUUUUUUUCCCCCCACCCGUCCCUUUCUUUCUUGCCGCUCGCGAAUCUCUUGCACGGACGGACGAGACACGGCCGUUAAAUUGGUGGCAAACUCGGAUGGAUCGACUUUGUGUGCCGAAACUGUAAUCUAUUAACAUUGUGAAGCGAAUCCCCGCGACGCGCGAAUGCGCGACGAGCGAUACUGCCCAUAAUAAUAACGAAAUAAUAAGGCUCGCGGCCGCGGCGGAACGGUGCGACGCAAUAGAAUAGAAAGGUAAUUGCAGAUUUUAACGAGGGACAUGUGCGCACGCCCGCGGGGCACAAAAGCGCAUAGCCCGCGCCACCGGACGGGAGAGAAAACUUAAUUGUGCAACGUUAAAUAUUCCCAAAGCUAGGGCGUCUAAAACUAAAUUGUUGUAUAUUAUUUAGAAUAAGUAGAAUUUGAUAGUAUGUAUAUAGUGACUGUAAAUGCGUAGGCUAUCGUACGCCCGUACACGACGAAUUAUACAGUGACGCUGUUAGAGAUAUAUUUAUUAUUCGUUGAUAUAUUUUUAUAAAGUUUUAUUUAGCCAUAAGUUCUCGUUCGCGCCCCCCCCCCCUCCCUCCCGAAUCUCGUUCGCACGAUCACAAUGCUCGUUUCGUUGAGUGAGGAGCAGAGGAGCAAAGCGGCGGUUGUUGUGGCGCUUUGCGUCGAGAAACUUUUCAACGAGAAUCGUUACAAUAAAGUACACUAUGUCCUACGAACGUCCUAAAUUGAAUUUAGCUGUAGCUCAGUCGUGAGAAACACGGACAUUGUUGUCUUUUGCGAUACUUUAAUCUAUCCGAUUGAGAGCGGGACGCGUAGUGUGUUCCCCGUUCCAAUCCGCUUCUUUCGAGCAUCCUUAAGGUAACUUUUUUGUAAAUUUGGUGGUUCCUAAUUUUUGUAAAGAAAUAGACUUUGUACUCGGCUUACCGACGACUAAUACUAAUUCUCGUUGCCGGUACGUCUUACCCACGCGCGUGACCGCAGACGGUACUAUCUAUAGAUACGAAAUAAACAUACCUGAUGUCUUCACGUUAAUUUAGAUUUCGACGAACCCGAGUUUUCUUUUCAGAUCGCUAAGGUGUUACAAGUAAGCAACGUGGUGUAAUCGUUGUACCCAAUGAUGCCUAAGAGUCCAAUAAAUAAUAUUUACAAUAA
Messenger RNA from Monomorium pharaonis (pharaoh ant), 4768 nucleotides. It is a transcript of the gene tei, whose product is annotated as hemicentin-2. Lineage: Eukaryota; Metazoa; Arthropoda; Insecta; Hymenoptera; Formicidae. The coding region runs from base 813 to 2825 and encodes 670 amino acids. Gene Ontology annotation, cellular component: cell-cell junction. The record is from RefSeq and is a predicted model, not a curated record. The transcript has 11 exons. Gene Ontology annotation, molecular function: cell adhesion molecule binding. Gene Ontology annotation, biological process: cell-cell adhesion.